AUGUAGCAUACGACAAGCCAUUUUUAAAAUCUAUAAAACAAACAACAAAGUUGUUCAUAGUUUUCACUCUUUUUUGUCAUAGUCUGCUUUUAGGCGAUCUUAAAGUCACUAGAUUAACAAAGUAUCCGGCUUUAGGUUAUCCCUGAAAGGACGAUGCGUCCUCUAUAAACAAAAAUAUGAACUUAAGGUGCAAUUUCAUUGACGCUAAAAAGUAGCGUCAAUGAUAUUGCACCUUGAAGCAUUUGUUCUCUAAUUUUUUCUAUGUCAUGAUUCAACGACUUCAAAUUUUGAAUUUGAUACGCAGCAACACAAAGAACAGGGAGGAUAAAGUGUUCUUUUCAGUAGGAAUAGACACGAAAUUGCGUUGAAAUCUCGUUUAUUAUGUGAUAUAAUCGUUUCGCGCGUUUUGUUUUUCUCUUAUUAAUUAUCUUACUCUGUAAGUUCGUAAAAAAUCACAUAAACAAUACGUAGAAAUGAAGGAGGAAAACGUGUUGCACGUAGAGAUAUGUCAACGUGUCGACAGCACUUGGUCGAGAGAAACAAUUGAGGAGACAGUAAGCACAGAAUUUAAAACAUGGAAAGAGGUUUCUCUCGAUAUUAUUUUACACGGUAAAGAUUUCUUAAACAAUAUAGCUAUACAGAAUCAUGUUGAAUCUAUAAUAUGCUCAUCUAAUUAUAUAGAGAAAGGAAAAGUUAAAAUUGAAGGAGCUACCAUUAAAUAUUAUAUCUAUAGACUGACACAGGAAGGUGCUGCGACAGAAACAAUGAAUUCCAAUUCUGAUGAAUUGUCAGUUGCAUCUCAUUGGUUGUUACCUGCACAGGAAUUUCAUUACAUGUGGGAGAAUCUGUAUUAUGAUUGUGACAUAAAAAACAAUUUAUUGCAUUUUGUGGAGACAACAAUGUUAUUUUCUUCUCUUGCCGUUAACUCUAAUAUUAUAAGUUGGAAUAAAGUGGUGUUGUUGCACGGUCCUCCAGGUACAGGCAAGACCAGCAUGUGCAAAGCUCUAGCACAAAAAGCUGUAAUUCGUAUGAUAGAUCGAUUCACUCAUGGAAAAUUCAUAGAAAUAAAUAGUCACAGCCUAUUCUCAAAGUGGUUUUCUGAAAGUGGAAAACUUGUUAUGAAGCUGUUUGAUGAAAUAAAAAGUUUAGUGCAAGAUGAAAGUGCAUUGGUAUGCAUUUUGAUUGACGAGGUAGAAUCAUUAGCACACGCACGUAAAUCGUGCAACAACGGAACCGAACCAUCUGACUCUAUACGCGUUGUGAACGCAUUGCUUACGCAAUUGGAUCAAAUCAAGCGAUACCCAAACGUUUUAAUCUUAACGACGAGCAAUAUGACGGAAGCGAUAGAUCUUGCGUUCAUCGAUCGAGCUGACAUCAAGCAAUAUCUUGGAUAUCCAUCCGAAGUUGCUAUUUAUAACAUUUAUCAUUCGUGCCUGAAGGAAUUAAUGAGGACUGAAAUUUUGAAGCGUGAAGAGAUAUGUGAUAUAUCGCAGUUAAAGCUAUUCGGGUACACAGAGGAUUCAAAUACCAAGAACAGUUUGAAACUACUGGAACUUAGUCGUGUUAGCGAAGGUUUGACCGGUCGCACCUUAAGAAAAAUACCAUUUUUGACGCACGCUCUUCACUUAUCCACAGACAAAUCUACACUAUCCAAAUUUCUGAAAGCCAUGCAUUCGGCUAUUUUGAAAGUUCAGCAAGAAGGCGAAUUGCAACAAUCAUAAACAUAAAGUAAUUCACGAGAAUAUUGAUCACUGACACAUCGAUCACAUUCAGAACCAUGUAGAAGCGCGCACGAUCUAUUCAGUGACGGUAAACACCGACUGAAUGAGCCGCCUGAGUUUGAAGGGUCGUAUCUCCACUCAACGUAGCGCCUCCUCGACGAAUCAGUGAAAACUAUACCAUCCACCUAAAUCCCGUUUCUUUCAGUGGUUUGUUCGAUUAUUAUU
Molecule: messenger RNA, 1946 nt
Organism: Camponotus floridanus (Florida carpenter ant)
Lineage: Eukaryota; Metazoa; Arthropoda; Insecta; Hymenoptera; Formicidae
Gene: pch2
Product: pachytene checkpoint protein 2 homolog
Exons: 7
Coding region: 474-1721 (415 amino acids)
Biological process (GO): meiotic recombination checkpoint signaling; reciprocal meiotic recombination
Cellular component (GO): chromosome; nucleus
Molecular function (GO): ATP binding; ATP hydrolysis activity
Source: RefSeq, a predicted model, not a curated record